AGUAAAUUCAGUUGCCAAUUGGCCGCGUUCAAAUCAACAACUGUUUGCGGCGUCUCGAAAAUAUAAACGAUCCUUUCCAUCCAUAAUAAAUAAAAACCAUUUCUGAAAUUAUUUUAAUCGAGCUUCUUAGCAUUCAUAGAAAAUGUGCCUCCUGCCCGGUCGUUUCAUCUGGUCGGCGUUCAUUGUGGCGAUGGUGGGUCUCUCCAUAACGGUCGAGGCCAGGCCCCAGAGGAAUCUGCAGCACAUUGCGGUGGUCGAGAACGCCGCCUGGGAAAAGACCCUUCCUCAGCAGUUCCAGAAUCCCUUUUACAACACACCGAGGGUGAGGGACGCCCUGGCCAGAUCCAGUUGGUUCGGACCCGGCGAGGAGGUGGUAUAUGACCGCCAGGCUGAGAAAAUUCCACGCAUGGAAAUCUACAAUGUGCUGUCCCAUGCUGGUUUAAUACCACGUCGUCGUUUCCUUUAAAUUAAUAAAUAUUUCAUUCUCAUUUAUCUACUGUAAAAUUAUGAAAAUAAAAAUCAAAGUCAU
Molecule: messenger RNA, 529 nt
Organism: Drosophila takahashii
Lineage: Eukaryota; Metazoa; Arthropoda; Insecta; Diptera; Drosophilidae
Source: RefSeq, a predicted model, not a curated record